Molecule: messenger RNA, 6540 nt
Organism: Nematolebias whitei (Rio pearlfish)
Lineage: Eukaryota; Metazoa; Chordata; Actinopteri; Cyprinodontiformes; Rivulidae
Gene: cdc42bpb
Product: CDC42 binding protein kinase beta (DMPK-like)
Exons: 39
Coding region: 502-5874 (1790 amino acids)
Biological process (GO): actomyosin structure organization; peptidyl-threonine phosphorylation
Cellular component (GO): cytoplasm; cytoskeleton
Molecular function (GO): ATP binding; protein serine/threonine kinase activity
Source: RefSeq, a predicted model, not a curated record
ACCUGGAUUCAGCCAUAUUCCCACUGCUCAACCGCACCGGCAGGCGCUUCAAACAGUCCAAAAACCGCCUGUAGUCCAUCGGAGCGCUGCCUCCCGGUUCUGACAGACAUUUUGGGUCCGACCGAGCCGGUUUCGGAGCUCCUUGGACCCGUCCCCGGACUGAUACACCGAGCUGCCGACAUGAAGCCGCGGCGGUCAGCCUGAGUCGACGCUCCUCCCGACGUCCCGAUUUCUGAGAGGAAAGUCCAGAUUGAGCGGAUUAAAGCCGAUGCGGAGCGCGGAAAGACACGGGCCUUCAGGCUGUUCGCAGCGACGGUAACCAGCGGAGACGCCCAGACUCACCGACAUCCCGGCGGCUCAAAAUGUCGGGAAUGUUUUCGCGGAGCUAACGCGCUAGCUAGCUGCUCGUAGCGGACUGGGCAGGAAGCGGAGCCUCGGCGGCUGUCGGUCCGGGCCGGUGGUGGGAGCUGCGGGAGUCCGGGUCGCGUGUCCCGGGGCAGGAUGUCGGCGCAGGAGCGGCUGAGGCGGCUGGAGGAGCUGCUGCUGGAGCAGAGGGAGGCUGGAUGUCUGAGCGUGGAGGCGCUGCUCGACCUGCUGCUCUGCUUCUACACCGAGUGCACCAACUCCCCGCUGAAGAGGGAGAAGCACGUCACAGACUUCCUGGAGUGGGUGAAACCCUUCACCUCCAGAGUGAAGGACAUGCGGCUGCACAGAGACGACUUUGAGAUGCUGAAGGUGAUUGGACGAGGAGCUUUUGGAGAGGUUGCGGUGGUAAAGAUGAAGAACACGGAGAGGGUUUACGCCAUGAAGAUCCUGAAUAAGUGGGAGAUGUUGAAGCGAGCUGAGACGGCGUGUUUUAGAGAAGAGCGUGACGUCCUGGUGAAAGGAGACAGUCAGUGGAUCACAACUCUGCACUACGCCUUCCAGGACGACAACCACCUGUACCUGGUGAUGGACUACUACGUGGGCGGGGACCUGCUGACGCUGCUCAGCAAGUUUGAGGAUCGACUUCCUGAAGACAUGUCCAAGUUCUACGUGGCAGAGAUGGUGCUGGCCGUCCACUCCAUCCACCAGCAGAACUACAUCCACAGGGACAUAAAACCAGACAACGUCCUGCUGGAUGUCAACGGUCACAUUCGGCUCGCGGACUUUGGCUCGUGUCUGCGGAUGAUGGAGGAUGGCACGGUUCAGUCCUCUGUGGCCGUGGGCACUCCGGACUACAUUUCCCCAGAGAUCCUGCAGGCGAUGGAGGACGGGAUGGGUCGCUACGGCCCGGAGUGCGACUGGUGGUCUCUGGGGGUCUGCAUGUACGAGAUGCUGUACGGAGAGACGCCGUUUUACGCCGAGUCUUUGGUGGAAACCUACGGAAAGAUCAUGAACCACGAGGACCGUUUUCAGUUCCCCUCCCAUGUGACUGACGUCUCGGAAGACGCCAAGGAUUUGAUCCAACGCCUGCUCUGCUCCAGGGAACGUCGGCUCGGACUCAACGGGAUCUCAGACUUCAAGAGCCACCCGUUCUUCAACGGGAUCGACUGGGACAACAUCCGGUCCUUGGAGGCCCCCUACAUUCCCGAUGUGUCGUCUCCCACCGACACCUCCAACUUCGAUGUGGACGAUGACGUGCUGAAGAACCCGGACAUCGCUCCUCCAGUGUCUCACACCGGCUUCACGGGGCAGCACCUCCCCUUCGUUGGCUUCACCUUCACCACCGAGAGCUGCUUCUCUGACCGCUGCUCCUUCAGCCGGGUGGCGCCGGAGGUCCGGCAGAAGGACGGGGUAGACGGGGGGCAGGACGUGGAGGCAUUUGAGAACAGGAUCCGCCGCCUAGAGCAGGAGAAACAGGAGCUGAACCGCAAACUGCAAGAGUCCACCCAGGCCCUGCAGACUCCAGCUCGAGGAGGAACUCUGACUCGAGACAAGGAGAUCAAGAAGCUGAACGAGGAGAUCGAACGGCUCAAGAAGAAGCUGGCAGACUCUGACAGGCUGGAGAACCAGCUGGAGGAGGCGGUCACGCUCCGACAGGACUACGAGAGGUCCGCCUCCAAGCUGAAGACCCUGGAGAAGCAGGUGAAGACCCUGAGGCAGGAAAAGGAAGACGUCCACAAGCAACUGGCCGGCUCGCUGGAGCAUCUCAGGAGUCAGACGAAGGAGCUGAAGGAGGCGCACUCUCUGAGGAAGGUGGCCAUUCAGGAGUCCUCCGACCUGUCGGAGCGGAUGUCCGAACUGCGCUCCUCCAAACAGCGUCUGUCCCGUCAGCUCCUGGACAAAGAGGAGGAGAUGGAUGUGCUCCGCCAGAAGAUGGACACCUUGAAACAGGAGAUACGCAAAACGGAGAAGAACCGUAAAGAGCUGGAGGCUCAGCUGGAUGAAUCGAAGGCGGAGGCGUCGAAGGAGAGGAAGCUGCGAGAAAACAGCGAGGUUUAUUCCAAACAGCUGGAAACGGAGCUGCAGAGCCUGAAGUCUCAGCAGGGUCGAGGAGUAGCAGCAGCAGCAGGAGCAGGAGGCGGCGGUGCGGAGUCUCAGCAGGAGCUGUCCCGUCUGAAGGCGGAGCUGGAUAAGAAGGUGCUCUUCUACGAGGAGGAGCUGCUGAGGAAGGACUCGGCCCACUCCACCGAGAUCAAAACCCUUCGCAAAGACCUGCAGGAGUCCGAGGGGGCGAGGCUCGCCACCAACAAGGAGCUGCUGCAGCUGCAAGACAAGCUGGACAAAGCUGUGAAGGACAGGCAAACUGAGAUGGAUGAGGCCGUGGCUGCGCUGAGGGUGAAACAUGAACGAGAGAUAAACCUGCUGACGGAAGAGAACCGUAAACUGACGGCUGAGAUGGACGAGUUGUGUUCCUUGGUGGACAAGUUGACGGCUCAGAACCGGCAGCUGAAGGACAACCUCGAGGAUAUGUCGGCCAAGAAGGAGAGCGUGGCCCACUGGGAGGCUCAGAUCGCAGAGAUCAUCCAGUGGGUCAGCGACGAGAAGGACGCUCGAGGGUACCUGCAGGCUUUGGCCACCAAGAUGACAGAGGAGCUGGAAACGCUGCGCACUUCCAGCCUGGGCACCAGACCUCUGGACCCGCUGUGGAAGGUCCGUCGCAGUCAGAAGUUGGACAUGUCGGCCCGCCUGGAGCUCCAGUCGGCUCUGGACGCGGAGCUGAAAGCCAAACAGCUGGUCCAGGAGGAGCUGCGCAAAGUCAAGGCUGCCAACAUCAACCUGGAGAGCAAGAUGAAGGAGUCCGAGGAGAAGAAACGGGAGGUGAUGGAGCAGCUGGACAGCCUGAAGAAGGAGAUGGAGGAGAGCCGCUCCCGCUCCGACAAAGGUCUGAAGCUUCCGGACUUCCAGGACCCCCUGUUUGCUUACUUCAACACGUCUCCUCUGGCGCCAGACCUCACCUUCAGAGCGUCACUUUGCUCCGCCUCCUCUCUGCUCGCCCUUUGGGAAGAACCCGGAGACUUCGAAACCACGUCUGUGAAAUCAGGGACCACGCCCUCCUCACCCUCCUUCACCUUCGAGAACGAGGACAACAAAACACAAUCAGUCCCUCCCAGCCCCUCCCCCACCUUACAGAGCUCAGCACUGACCGUGCCAAAGCCUAAAGCUCACCAGCUGAGCAUCAAGACCUUCUCCAGUCCUCUGUUCUGCUCCCACUGCUCCUCUCUGAUGGUGGGCCUCUGCCGGCAGGGUUACGGCUGUGAAGUGUGCUCCUUCAUCUGUCACAUCUCCUGUAAAGACCACGCCCCCAUGGUCUGUCCAAUCCCGGCCGAGCAGGCCAAGAGGCUGCAGGGCAUCGACGUCCAUCGGGGCUUCGGCACGCCGUACAAGGGCUACGUUAGGAUCCCGAAGCCCAGCGGCGUGAAAAAGGGCUGGCAGCGAGCGUUCGCAGUGGUCUCCGACUGUAAACUGUUUCUCUACGACAUUCCAGAGGCCAAGUCGACUCAGCCGGGCGUGAUGGCCAGCCUGGUGCUUGACCUCAGGGAUGAAAAUUUGUCCGUCAGCUCCGUGUUGGAGUCCGAUGUAAUUCACGCCACCAGGAAGGACAUUCCCUGCAUCUUUAGGGUCACGACUUCGCAGCUGGUCUCGCAGUUCUCCUCGAUGUCUCUGCUCAUCCUGGCGGAGAACGAAACGGAGAAGAAGAAGUGGGUCCGGGUCCUGGAGAGUCUGCAGACUUUCUUGACCAAGAAUCAGCUGAAGAGCCAGCAGGUCCAUGUCCUGCACGAGGCCUACGAUGCCUCGCUGCCCUACAUCAAGACCACGCUGUGCGCCGUCGUGGUCGAUCGAGAGCGGAUCGCUCUGGGAACAGAAGACGGGCUGUUUGUGGUUGAGGUCACCAGAGACAUUAUCGUCCGAGCUGCCGACAGUAAGAAGGUUUGUCAGAUCGAACUCAUUCCCAAAGAGAAGAUCAUCGCUCUGCUCUGCGGUCGAAACCGCCAGGUCCACCUUCACCCCUGGGGAGUUCUGGAGGGCGCAGACUCCUCCUCUGACAGCAUCAAGCUGGGGGAGACCAAAAACUGUCAGGUCAUGACCACAGGCGUGCUCCGGCCUGGUGGCCCCGCCUGCCUGCUGGCUGCCGUCAAACGUCAGGUUCAGUGCUACGAGAUCAUUCGAUCGAAGCCGUACCAUAAGAAGCUGUGGGAGGUGCAGGCUCCGGACAUCGUGCAGUGGCUGGGGAUGCUCCGGGACCGGCUCUGUAUGGGUUACUCCUCCGGCUUCGCCCUGCUGGCCAUGCAGGGCGAGUCGUCCCCCAUCAGCCUGGUGAACCCGGCCGACCCGUCCCUGGCCUUCCUGGCCCAGCAGCCCAUGGACGCCCUGCAUGCCCUGGAGGUCGGCGCCAGCGAGGUUCUGCUCUGCUUUAGCAAACUUGGCAUCUACGUGGACGGACAGGGCCGCAGGUCCCGGACUCAGGAGCUUAUGUGGCCCGCCACGCUGCUCGCAUGCAGUUCUAACUCCUCUCACCUGACGGUCUACAGUGAAUACGGCGUUGAUGUUUUUGAUAUUCACACCACAGAGUGGGUCCAGACCAUCCCCCUCCGCAAGAUCCGACCGCUGAAUGUUGAAGGGACGUUGAACCUGCUGGGUUCAGAACCUCCUCGUCUGAUUUUCUUCAGCAACGCCUCGUCAGAGGGCGACCUCACCAUCCCAGAGACGAUGGACAACAGCAGGAAGUCGAUGGUUCGAACCCGCAGCAAAAGGAAGUUCCUCUUCAGCGUUCCUGAAGACGUGCGGCUUCAGCUGAUGAGGGAGAAGCUGAAGGAUCCAGAGUACCGGUCUCGAAUGAUUUCUAAUCCUACAAACUUUAACCACGUGGCUCACAUGGGACCAGGAGACGGGAUGCAGGUUCUGAUGGACCUCCCUCUGGUUGGUGAUCUCACCUCCUUCUCAUCCUCCCCAUCUCCCUCUCCCUCCUCUUCCUCCUCCUCCUCCCGUCACACCCUCAUCUCUCCCCCCUCCAACUUUGAGCACAUCUAUCACAUGACGUCGGCAUCGGCCGGCGCCUUCUUGCAGAAAGAGACCUCCUCUUCCUCCUCCUCCUCCCAGCAGAGCCUCCUGCAGCCUUCCUCCUCCUCCUCUUCUCCCUCCAUCUCCUCUUUGGGAAGGAGUGUGAUGCACUCCUCUCAGGAUGACCCCAUCAAAGAUAGGCCCCGCCCACUGUCCAGCAUCUCCAGGCAACACAAAAGCAAGUCUCUCAUCACUCGCACGGCUUCAGAUUUUGGGGGAGGAGCUUCAAUCCGCAGAGAUGAACUAGACCACGACUUGGACCGAGAGCCGGACUCGGACUCCACCAAGCACUCAACCCCCUCCAAUAGCUCCAACCCCAGCGGCCCCCCAAGCCCCAACUCCCCCCACCGCAGCCAGCUCACCUUGGACGGACUGGACACUGAACCCUGAGCCCGCCCCCCUGCACACACUUUAAGCCCCGCCCCCUCAGACUUGAGUUGAGAGGGGUGUGCUUUAUGAACAAAUCAGGCUGAAAACUGAGAGUUUUAACUUUUACUUUAAGGAUUUUAUUGUGACGGAGUGAGUUUGAGAUUACUGCUGCUUUUAUUCUGAUGGAUUUUACCUGCUGGGAAGCCCCGCCCUCUGGUUUUAACCCCUCCUCUUCCUUUUACUGAUGCCCGCUGUGUUAUCCAGAAUGACUAUGGGACCAGUCACUCUCAUUUCUUCACCUUCUGUAUUAAAAAAAAACUUUUCGUUAAGCUUCAGCGCCUGUUAGCCGCUGAGCUAACUGUGGCUAAUUCCUAAAAGACAAGAGGUCUCACUCUGGAAAAAAAAACACUAUUAAUUAUUUUAAAGUUUUGUUAAAGUUGCACAUCAUCAUAAUUAUCAUCGUUGUUGUUGUAGAGGAAAAAUAAUCUUUGAUUUAUAAGUGAUGAUCUGUAUUCUUCUCCCCCUUCCCACCUUUAUUCUGACUCCGCCCCCUGCUCCAGUGGAGGCAGGUGAGCGAUGUCGCACCUGAACACUGCUGCUUCUGUUUCUUCCAGAAUCACAAGUUUAAGAAAAUCUUUGUUAUUAUGAAACUGUUAGCAGCCAAAAACCGCAAUAAACGAACCUGAA